Molecule: messenger RNA, 2855 nt
Organism: Spodoptera frugiperda (fall armyworm)
Lineage: Eukaryota; Metazoa; Arthropoda; Insecta; Lepidoptera; Noctuidae
Gene: Iap
Product: baculoviral IAP repeat-containing protein 3
Exons: 2
Coding region: 263-1396 (377 amino acids)
Biological process (GO): positive regulation of protein ubiquitination; negative regulation of apoptotic process; regulation of cell cycle
Cellular component (GO): cytoplasm; nucleus
Molecular function (GO): cysteine-type endopeptidase inhibitor activity involved in apoptotic process; ubiquitin protein ligase activity
Source: RefSeq, a predicted model, not a curated record
CCACAGACUUAGCGAGUGUGUCGUGCGAUGAAUAGUUUUAGUCCGAACGCCGACGAGUGACGCAUGUUUACGAGCCUACUGUACUGACUCGACUCGAACCGCGAUCGAUCGUGGACCGCUGUAAACGUCACUUCGUUUCGUUCGUUAGUCGCGAGUUUCGCACUCAUGUUGGAGAGUUGUGUUGUUUGUUUAUCAGUCCGUUAACGUUUGACCAGUGAGAGUGAGAACAGUUUUUAAAACCUAGUCAUAAACAAUCAAUUUGAUGUGGUCGUGUUCCUUACCUUGUUGGAAUACAAAAAAAUCUGGAUUACAAAUGGAUAUUACCAAAGUGGCAUCCAAUGGCUCCUCCUCAACAUUAACGCUAUUCAAGAGCGGAUCGCUUGAGGCUAAAAUUCGACCUCUCGCGCCACUAAUGCUGCCGACGCCAAGUUACGACUCCAACGCCGGCUCUCCAUCUUUGUCACCAUCCACGCCUUGUUCUUCAUCUUCUUUCUCCAUUGAUAAAACCGACAACCACGACACCUUCGGCUUCAGUGCGGACACAGUUGAUAUGAGAAAAGAGGAUGAACGUAUGAAAACAUUUGAAAAAUGGCCCGUCAGUUUUCUAUCCGGAGAGCAACUUGCUCGAAAUGGAUUUUACUACCUCGGCCGUGGAGAUGAAGUCCGUUGCGCUUUCUGUAAAGUGGAGAUUAUGAGGUGGGUGGAGGGCGAUGACCCUGCGAAGGACCAUCAGCGUUGGGCGCCACAGUGCCCAUUUGUGCGCAAGUUGAACGGUACUGCAGCAGCAGACACGGGUAGUUCGGGCCAGGACGAGUGUGGUGCCCGCGCCGCUCCCUCCGGUACCUCUCCGCCGCGUAUGGCCGGUCCCGUGCACCCACGAUAUGCAUCUGAAGCCGCACGACUACGCAGUUUUAAAGACUGGCCACGAUGCAUGCGACAAAAACCUGAAGAACUCGCCGAGGCUGGCUUUUUUUACACUGGUCAGGGAGACAAAACCAAGUGUUUUUAUUGCGAUGGUGGAUUAAAAGAUUGGGAGAACCAUGACGUACCCUGGGAACAACACGCAAGGUGGUUUGACCGUUGCGCCUACGUGCAAUUGGUGAAGGGUCGAGAAUACGUUCAAAAGGUGAUUUCUGAAGCUUGUGAGGUUUCCGCGUCAGAAGCGGAACGUGAUGUAGCACCCGCACGGACUGCCGAGCCAAGCCCGCCAGCAGAGGCGCCAGAAAACUCAGUCGAUGACUCAAAGUUGUGUAAAAUCUGUUAUGCUGAAGAGCGUAACGUGUGCUUCGUGCCGUGCGGCCACGUGGUGGCUUGCGCCAAGUGCGCGCUGGCGGCCGACAAGUGCCCCAUGUGCCGCAGGACGUUUCAAAAUGCAGUGCGGUUAUAUUUCUCGUGAGAAGAGCCACCAAUUUGCAGGCUCAAUUCUAGUCUUAAGGGACGACCGGACAGAGCUGUGUGCUGAAACCAUGAGCUCGUAUGUCACGUUUCCACAGGCGGAGAAACCUAUUAAAACUUAUUGUUUGAUGGUUUCGAUAGGAACUCGCUCGCUAGUGUAGCAAAAGACGAAAUUGAAAGGUUCCUCAGGAGUAAGACAGAUAUACUUAGUUAUAGUGAAUUAUAAAAUACUUAGCAUACAUAAGUUUAUAUAUUGAUGACGCUUAUUACUUUAAUUACACGUUCCAAUUUGACGUGUUAUUACAAUUAUUUAUUUUACACAGAUGUAACGAAAACUUUGUGUGAGAUGUAACAUUUACACCGAUAGAAUUUCAAAAGUCGUAUUUGUGAUAAUUCGAUAUAACGGCAAUGACCAAUUUACCCAUUCUUAGCAAUAAAAUGGGAAUUACAUUAUUUCUGACUGUGGAAGCGUGACCUUACUGAGGUCGCCCUUGUGAUCUAUAAAUUAUAAACGGUGGGGCAAUGUUAACACUCCGCGUGAAAUAGUAAUAAGACAAUUUAUAAUUUUUGAUGUUAACAUUAUUUUAAAUUAUUUAUAUAUAUACCGGUCGCGCACGUUUUGGAAAUAUUAUAUGAAUGUCAAAUAUGUAAGUGCAACACAAUAAAUCUAAAUCAGUUGCAUCAUUGUUUUCUUGGUUUACUAAAUUCUAUAAGACUAAACUUGGUUUUAAAGGCUAGUCUGAGUAAUUAAGUGUAUUAGAUACAAAUGAAAAAGUGGAUAAUAUUUUAAUUGUAAUACAAACUAUUUAAUUCUUUUUUUUUUUCAAAGAAUUCAGUAAUGUGUCCCUGUAAAUAAUGUAAUGUAAAUAUGUAGCUUAUCUUUUUGUCCCACCGACAAAAAUGUACAUAAGUGUUAAAACGUUAUCAGCGCAAAUAAUGAAACAGGAAAAACUGCAUUUGACCUAAAAUAACUUAAACAUGUAUUGUUUGUGCUGAGCAAAUGUUAAACAGAGUAAAUAUUUCUCAAUAAUUUAAAUUAAAGUUUUUAAAACAAGGAUUCUAUUGACACAGUACAGAAUGUAACAAUAUAACUAAUGAAAGCAUUUCAUAGACACUUCUUUGUGAAACGUCGUGCGAAGCAUAGAUACUAAGUUGCAUUUAAAUUGUUCUUCUCGUAGCAAACCUCUGAAUAAUGUUUGGUGACAUGUAAUAUAAAAGUUAGCUUAUUUAACAAAAUACAUUAAAAUGUUUUUCAUAGUUUAUAUGUAAUAUGAUUUAUGUGUGGAUUCUCGAAAAUUCGUCAAUAUCAUAUUAUUACAAUACAUGCCACUGGAAUAUAUCGUUUUUGACAUUUAACAUUAAUGCAUAAUUGCAAAAGAGAAUUCAUAAGCCUCAUUUAAUUUGUUUUUCAAAUGUGAUGAUUACUAUUUCAUUAUUAAUUAAAAAAUUGUUAAAUCAUA